AUGGUCCUUCGCAGGACCUUUAUGGUCCUUCACAGGACCUUUAUGGUCCUUCAUGGAACCUUCAUGAUCCUUCACUGGACCUUCAUGGUCCCAUAUGGAAUACCUAUGGGAAUUUGCGGCAGGGGGAUACUGAGAUUUAUUAACAAUUGCCGAAGGAUUCGCGUACAUCGAGAUACUGAGUUGAAUGCAAAAGAGAUUGCUGCAGCCGAACUGCUUCUCUGUAAAUUGACACAAAAGGAAUCAUUUAUGGGAGUAAACGACUCGCGAUUACAAGGAUUAAAUGUUUUCGAGGAAGAUGGACUUAUACGUACAAAGACGAUAAUCUCCAACAGACAGGAUACUUUCUGGUUUAAUUGUCCUAUAAUAUUAAGCCCAACACAUUCACUGACCAAGAAGAUCAUUUAUCAUACUCAUUUGAAACUCAAUCAUGUCGGUGUCAGCAUCGUGAUGAAUCAUCUGCGCGAGAAGUUUUGGAUUCUCCGAUAUCGUCGUACCGUGCAAUCUGUUAUUUACAAAUGUACAGUCUGUCGUCGAUACGCCGCAAAGAACAUGGAGGCUUCGCCGGGAACAUUACCUGAAGAUAGAGUACGAGAUGCCGCUGCGUUCGAAAUUGUCGGCAUUGAUUAUGCCGGACCCCUUUUCUUGAAAGGUGGACGUAAGGCCUAUAUCUGCUUAUUCACAUGUGCAGUAUACCGCGCAGUCCAUCUAGAAUUGGUUACAUCUUUAUCUACGGAAGAAUUCUUAGAAGCUUUCCGAAGAUUCAUAGUAGAGGAAGACCUUCGAUUGUCUACAGCGAUAAUGGCAGAAAUUUUGUGGAAGCCGCGAAUUUAUUACGGAAAGUCAAUUGGCAGAAGGUUUCGCGAUAUUGCGCUCUUGAAAGGAUAG
Messenger RNA from Wasmannia auropunctata (little fire ant), 885 nucleotides. RefSeq lists its product as uncharacterized. Gene Ontology annotation, molecular function: nucleic acid binding. The record is from RefSeq and is a predicted model, not a curated record. The transcript has a single exon. Lineage: Eukaryota; Metazoa; Arthropoda; Insecta; Hymenoptera; Formicidae. The coding region runs from base 1 to 885 and encodes 294 amino acids.